AUAUUGCAGGGGAAAAAACAUGAACUGGUCACACACAAGAGGGACGCGGUAACUCCCCAAGCCUCACAAGAAGCGUAUAAGACCUAACGCCAACUGCUUCUCCUCCUCCUCCUCCUCCUCUUAUCCUAGUAUCCUACAGGCCUUACUGAACCUCCUACUAUCUUUAUCCAUCCAUCCUAACCCUUUUCGUCCAUCCUAACAGUGUGUGUGGAGAAGCAAGAGUGAAGUGAAAGUCCCCGUGAAAUAGUGCUAGCUUGGACAUUUAAAAGGCCCGCUGUCAUCAUCUCAAUACCCAGAUGGAGGACGAGAGGAGGCGGACCCAGUAAGGCUGACCAAGGCUGGCGGCUGCGGGUAUAUAAAGGAAGGUCAUGGCGUGCGGGUGUCAGUUGAGUGGCAGUGCCGUGGCUGCAGGAACAAUGGCGGUGCUUGUGCUGGGAGCCGCUAUCGUCACUCUCACUUCUGUCAUCUUAGCACAGGAGCCGCCCACACCUGGGAGGAACUGUUACAGAAAAUGUGUGGAGGGAGAUACAAGAGUGUGUCAAUUUAAUUUUGAUGUGCAUCCUUACCAGACCAUGUCCAGGGCAUGCUACGACUGCCCUUACAAUAUCACGGACUGCGCUCGGCCAGACUGCAUAGCUGCUGAUGGCAUCAUACGCAGAAUUCUGGUCAUCAACAAACAAAUGCCGGGCCCUCCUAUACAGGUCUGUCUUGGUGACCGUGUAGUGGUGAAUGUCAAGAAUUUGCUGCACAGCGACGGGUUGACUAUGCAUUGGCACGGACUUACUAUGAGAGGCUCCAGCACUACAGACCCUGACUCACCUGCUGAGGGCACUCCUUACAUGGACGGCACCCCAGGCAUCACUCAGUGUGCCAUCCCUGCCCGCUCCACCUUCAAAUACUCCUUCAUCGCCUCCAAUGCCGGGACACACUUCUACCAUUCGCAUGCUGGUUUCCAGAGAGGUGACGGUGUGUAUGGCGCCUUGAUAGUGAGGGAGCCGGCUGCCAACGACCCAAACAGAGACACCUACGACUAUGAUCUCUCUGAGCAUGUCAUUUUGAUGCACGACUGGCUUCACAUCACCACGGAGGACAAGUUUGUGUUCCGUCACCACAGCGGCGGGGACGACUUCCCUAAAUCAGCAUUGGUGAAUGGCCGCGGUGCUUACCAGCAUGCACCAAAGAACUCCUUGCCAUCUCUCAUGCCUUACUCAGUCUUCAAGGUGACGCCAGGUAACCGGUAUCGCCUCCGCCUCAUCAGCAAUGCCAUCCUGAACUGUCCCUUUGUGGUGAGUGUGGAGGACCAUCCGCUCACCAUCAUAGCGUCUGACGGCAACCCUCUCGUGCCUGUCAAUGCCUCCUCUGUUGUUGUGUAUGCCGGUGAGCGCUGGGAUGUGGUGCUGACGGCAGAAUAUGGCAAGUCCGGCCACUUCUGGAUGAGUUUCUAUGGCGGCGUGGACUGUGUGGAGACACAAGCCCACCAGUUUGCCCUGCUGCAGUACGAGGAUGUGGUAGGCCAGGCUGUGAAGGGUGGCACCAAGGGAGUCACCACACUGAGCCCCGUCACCACUCAGGACACUCUCGAUUCAAGCCUCAGACGCGCUCUUGACAGGAAGCCCACAUACACCAUGGUGCCUCCCCCUGGUGUGCAAGUGAACACCAUCAAUAGCGCCUGCAAGGACAACCUGCUGUGUGUGGCCUGGUUGCGGUCACACCACCCCAUGCCACAGCAAGCCCUGGUUCCCGUGGCUAACUUCACCCACUACCUAGCCUUUGAGAUGAACCGUGUGCACAAUGCUCUCUUCUACUCACGGUCUUUUUACAACUUUGACUACAUGCCUGAGGAGCAGCAGAUCCCAACACCACAGAUAAACAACCUCACCUUCGCACCACCGGCCACUCCCCUCCUGCUGGGUGGCGCCUCUGAGGGGAACAUCUGUAACGUUGACUCUCCUCCUGUGGGGCGCCAGUGUCACCAGGACUACUGCGAGUGUCUGCACAUGUACAACGUUCCUCUUGGUGCCACGGUUGAACUGGUGCUCAUAGAUGAAGGCCAGUACGGGGACGAGAACCACCCAAUACACAUGCAUGGGGAGUACUUCUGGGUGUUGGCGCAGGGCAGACCCAAUGAUGUGGACGACGCCUUCAUUACUCGCAGCCAGGUUAUGGAGAUGGAUCAACAGGGCUUGAUAGAGAGGAACCUAAUCGACCCUCCAUACAAAGACACAGUAACGAUCCCUGACGGUGGCUACACUGUUGUUCGCUUCACUGCCAACAACCCCGGCUACUGGCUGCUCCACUGCCACCUCCUCUUCCACUCAGCGGCUGGCAUGGACCUUGUGUUUAAGAUUGGGGAGGACCACGACAUUCCUAAGCCUCCGCCAAACUUCCCAACGUGUGGUAACUUCCGAAACUCUGAUCUGUAGCUUGUUUUUGUUGAUGCAGGAAUAAGAUAGGUUGCUGCAUUUUCCUGGUUCUGUGUGUGUGUUUAUAAUGGUACAGAAGUGGGAAAGAACCUAUUGAUUCUUGUGUUUUCUUGUUUGUUUGUGUUGAUUUAGGAAAACUUAUAGAUUCUUGCGUUUUCCUGGCUUUGUGUGUGUUUGUAAGAGUGUUGAAGCAGGAAAACCUUUAAAUUUUUGUUUUCUUGCCUCCGUGUGUUUAUAAGAUUCUAUUGUUGAAGGAAAACUUAUUUAUAGAUUCUUGUGUUUUCCUGUUUGUUUAUGUUGAAGCAGGAAAACAUAUGAUUCUUUGGGUUUCCUGUUUGUUUGUGUUGAAACAGGAAAACAUAAAGAUUCAUGGGUUAUGCUGAAAGACACACUAACUGCUGGAAGAGAGGGAAGAUGUGAUAUAGAUAGACUGAUUCUUUGUAAUUUAAAGGUUGUGUUAAUGAUGGAGGAGGAGGAGCAAAAAGUGAAGGAACUGUUGUGAUGUACAGUUAAUAAUCUGCGUGUAUAGAAAGAUAAUUACUGUGUUUAGUGUAGGUAUUAUAGUCUGUCUACUCUAAAAUGGCUCCUGGAUUUAAAACAUAUUGUAGCUUAUUGAUAACGUAAUUGAUUUGAUGUGAAUAAUAUUUGUUUUCUGUUGAUCAAUGCUUUUAUUACAAGGACAGCUCAUGGUUUUCCUCAAGAUCUGACAACCAAGCAUUCCCUGGGACACCAUUCAAACCGAGACCCAGGAACCACUUAAGAUUAGACAGACUAUAGUAGGGGCCAGCCUUACAGUGAAGCAUUCCACAAGCUAUAAAGGGGUUCUGUACCUGAGAAAUAGCUAAGGUCCUGAUGGUGAAAGGAACCGAGUGAGGAUAAGAAGAUAAGACACUAACUGAUAAAUUGUGUUUGAAAAUAGUGUAUGUAAAAGAGGAAAAAGCUGCAUUAUGGGGCUAUGGUGGGUGGGAAUAGAUGAUAGGGGAUGAGAAGUAUGUUUGGCAAUGAGAAGAAAAUUUAUGAUAUUUAUUGAAGAGAUAAGCGUUAGAACUAGGAUGGGAUGGGAUAGAAGAUUGAAAGAUGGAUUAAAGGACUGAGUUGGUGGGAAUUAAGAAAAAAAAAAGAGAUGAGAUAUGUUUGAAAAUGAAGUUGAGGAAAUUUAUGAGUUUAUGGAAAAGAAAAUCCCGGCUAUAUGACUGGGUUGGGUUGGGAUAGAAGAAGAUAGAAGACAAAAAUACUGGAUAAACAAUUAGUUCCUAUAUUGAUGUUUUUAUUAGUGUGUGAAUAUUUGUGUCAAGGCAGGAAGAAGACAAGAAAAAAGACAAUAUGUUAUCACUUAAACCUGUUAAUUACUCUUCUCAUCUGUUACCUGACAUAGCUACUUAGAUAAUAUAUGUGUGUAACUUCAAAUAGUAGCAUUGACUUAAGAUGGAUGAGACAAAAUAAAUAAGAAAGAAAAGAAGAGUUAUGGAGACAAAAUUUAAAAACAUUAA
Messenger RNA from Portunus trituberculatus (swimming crab), 3913 nucleotides. Its product is annotated as L-ascorbate oxidase-like. NCBI's taxonomy places the organism in Eukaryota, Metazoa, Arthropoda, Malacostraca, Decapoda, Portunidae. The record is from RefSeq and is a predicted model, not a curated record. Gene Ontology annotation, molecular function: copper ion binding; oxidoreductase activity. The transcript is spliced from 14 exons. Gene Ontology annotation, biological process: iron ion transport. Gene Ontology annotation, cellular component: plasma membrane. Bases 369 to 2423 code for a protein of 684 amino acids.